This is a messenger RNA of Cyanidioschyzon merolae strain 10D, 1527 nucleotides long. RefSeq names its product similar to coenzyme F420-reducing hydrogenase, beta subunit. Bases 1 to 1527 code for a protein of 508 amino acids. The record is from RefSeq and is a predicted model, not a curated record. NCBI's taxonomy places the organism in Eukaryota, Rhodophyta, Bangiophyceae, Cyanidiales, Cyanidiaceae. Gene Ontology annotation, molecular function: oxidoreductase activity, acting on CH or CH2 groups, with an iron-sulfur protein as acceptor. The transcript has a single exon.
AUGCUCCCAGCUAGCGUUGGAGGAUCAAUCAGCUUGGAAACAGACAACCGUGGCGAGCGCACCGAGCGGGCUGCACGGAGAAGCUUCCGAGGUCGCCUAGCGUUCCUAGGUCCCAAACUUGGGGCUUGGGGACCCACGCAGAGCUGUUCGGCUGCUCCAAACUGUGCGAUAUCUGAAGCACAGCCACGGAAAGGAGCUGGUCGCGGGACGGCUUACCGGCAGGGGAACUCUCUGCGGAACGUGAGGUUCGUUUUGAACGCGAACCAGGAGACGGGCGCUGUUGGACCAGCGGAAGCCCCCCAUCGACGGCUGUCUAACUGGGGAGGCCUUGGCGGCGCAUACGACACAAAAGUCUACCCGGCCAAGAGUUUGUGCUCUCACUGCGGCUUGUGUGAUACCCGCUACAUCACCUAUGUGCGCGACAGCUGCGCGUUCCUGAACCAGCACAUUGCAGAGCUCGAGCAAAAGGUGCAUGGACGCAGUCGCGCUCUGGAUUCCGAAGAUGAGCUCUAUUUUGGUGUAUUCCAGAGCAUGCUGGUUGCACGCAAGAAGAAGCCUAUUGCUGGCGCCCAGUGGACAGGCAUUGUUUCAUCGCUUGCUAUUGCAAUGCUAGAAAGCGGUCUCGUUGAGGGUGUGGUGUGCGUCCAGAGCAGCAAGGACGAUCGUUUCAAGCCCGUGCCGGUAAUUGCACGCAAUCGAGCUGAAAUCUUAGCGGCUAGGGUGAACAAGCCGACGCUGUCACCAAACCUGUCCGUGCUGGACGCAGUAGAACGAAGCGGUAUCAAACGUCUGCUUUUCAUUGGCGUAGGCUGUCAGGUGGAAGCGCUCCGAUCCGUUCAAGAUCGAAUCGGACUCGAAAAACUUUACGUUUUAGGGACUCCAUGCGUGGAUAAUGUGACGCGAGCCGGGCUUCAAAAGUUUCUCGAUACGACCUCAUCGUCACCGGAGACUGUCGUCUACUAUGAGUUCAUGCAGGACUUUCGGGUCCAUUUUAAACACGAUGAUUCCGUGAUUGGAGGCCCUGGAAGAAAGUGGGACGAAAUCGUACCUUUUUUUGCGCUGAACACACAAGAGUUGAAGGAAGUUUUCGCUCCAUCAUGUCUAUCUUGUUUUGACUAUGUGAAUGGUUUAGCGGAUCUCGUGGUGGGUUACAUGGGGGCACCUUUCGGAUGGCAAUGGCUUGUUGCACGGAACGAAACCGGACUGGAGAUGCUAGAGCUCGCCCGACAGGUCUGCGGUCUGGAGGAGGGCCCCGUCGACGCAUGCGGCGAUCGACGCGCUGCUGUCCAGCAGUCGAUCACUGCCUACGAUCGAGCGCUUACCCUGCCUCGAUGGAUCGCUGAGUUUUUGGCCAUCAUCAUCGGUAAGAUUGGCCCAAAGGGUCUGGAGUAUGCUCGCUUCUCCAUCGACAGCCAUUUUACCAGAAAUUAUCUUUACGUGCGGCGCCGAUACCCGGAGAAGCUCGAUGCUCAUGUUCCCGAGUACGCGAAGCGUAUCGUGUCCCAGUACAAGUUGCCGGAUACAUGA